CCCACUCCCAGCAGUACCGAAUCCACGACAGGAACUAAAACCGAGCCCACUUCCGGGGGAUCUUGGACGCCAUCAACAUCUACUAGCGAAAAACCCACUCCCAGCAGUACCGAACCCACGACAGGAAGUGGCACCCAGUCCACUUCCGGGGGAUCUUGGAAACCGCAAACAACGACAACCGUGAAACCCGCCACCAACAGUACGGAACCAACACCAGGAAAUAGCUCGUCUACGAGCACUGAGGAGCCUUGCAACACGCAACCAGAAACACCAAAGAGCUCAAUCUCGACAAGUACAAAGGCCACAACUGAAAGCACCACGCAGUCGACCUCCGGAGGACCUUGGACGCCAUCAACAACUACUAGCGAGAAACCCACGCCCAGCAGUACCGAACCCACGGCAGGAACUAAAACCGAGCCCACCUCCGGGGGAUCUUGGACGCCAUCAACAUCUACUAGCGAGAAACCCACUCCU
Molecule: messenger RNA, 474 nt
Organism: Nomia melanderi (Alkali bee)
Lineage: Eukaryota; Metazoa; Arthropoda; Insecta; Hymenoptera; Halictidae
Source: RefSeq, a predicted model, not a curated record